Molecule: messenger RNA, 2406 nt
Organism: Ustilaginoidea virens
Lineage: Eukaryota; Fungi; Ascomycota; Sordariomycetes; Hypocreales; Clavicipitaceae
Exons: 5
Coding region: 1-2406 (801 amino acids)
Biological process (GO): mRNA export from nucleus; regulation of DNA-templated transcription elongation
Cellular component (GO): THO complex part of transcription export complex
Source: RefSeq, a predicted model, not a curated record
AUGCCGGCUCUGGCCAUGGAAAACCCCGGUGUGUCUGCCGUAGCCAGGUUCAGCUCAUUACUCGAUGAGUUGCUCGCUGAAGCAGCCAAAGCGAAGCCUACCCCAACGAUUGAACCGGCGUUGAAGAAAUCCAACCUGGACGAUAUAUCUGGGCGCAUCUCGGCCUCCAUCUCCAACGUUGGCGGUACGGCAAACUGUCAAGAGCCUUCAAAUCAGCAAUUUGCCAUCAUUGAAACGGCAGCCAGGGAUCUGUUCGAUAGCUUGAUUGCCACGAUCCCAAUCAAAUCACCCGACUUCGUCAAAAUGUGGAAUUUCUUGGAUAUUCUCUCGAUUCUCUCCGACGAUGGCCAAUGCGACCCCGCGCUGCUAUUCUGGCUCGUUGAAGAGCUGCUGGACAGCCAGACUAUUUUGGGAUGCCGCAUAGUCUUCGACUACCUCGAGUCUCGCCGCGAGCGCAUCACAGCAAAGCAUUUCAAACAGAAACACUUGGUCAUUCUGAGAAGCUGCAACGAACUCCUGCGCCGCCUCUCCAGAGCCGAAGACACGGCUUUCUGCGGCCGAGUCUUCAUCUUUCUAUUUCAGAGCUUUCCUCUCGGCGACCGAAGCUCCGUCAACCUUCGGGGCGAAUACCAUGUCGAAAACGUCACGACGUUUGAAUUCUCUGCUGCUAAAGGUGUGCAGCAGGGAGAGUCGAUGGAUAUCGAUGCGUCUGCCGAGAUUCCCAAGUCGUCCGCGGACACGAAAGGGGCCAAGGAGGUUACCUUUGAUUCCAAAGACUCACAACCGUCAUUCGAUCCCGAAGCUUUAUACCCCCUAUUUUGGUCUUUACAGGAGAGCUUCAGCCAGCCGCUGAGACUAUUCGACGCUCGUCAAUUUACGCAUUUCAAACGCAGCUUAGACGCCACAAUGAAGGCUUUCCAUGCUAUCCACCAGAGCGAAGGAUCUUCCAAGUCAUUGCUGGAAAGUUCGAGAAGGAAUUUGAAGCGAAAAAGAGAGGGAAGAGAAGGUUACGAUUUUGAGGAUGCUCCUCAGGCCUUCAAUCCCAAGUACUUGACAAGUAUGGAUCUAUUUGAACUUGAAAUAUGCGACCUCUCAUUCAGACGCCACGUCCUGGUCCAAGCCCUCAUCGUCAUGGACUUCCUACUCUCACUUUCCGCCGGAGCCAAGGAGAAGGCCGCCGGCAUGAAUGCUUCCAACAAAUCGGUCAUUUACAGCGACGAACUAAGCGAGGAGAACGCAAAAUGGGCAACCGAAAUGAAAUCCACCAUAUCAGACUACCUUAAGCGGGGCAUUGAUGGAGCUUACUUUUACAGGAUGGUUGAAACUGUGUUGACUCGGGACAAGAACUGGGUGUUUUGGAAAAUGGCAAGCUGCCCUCCGAUCCAGCGCGAUCCAGUAACCGCAUCGCUUUUCAACCAAGCACGAGCUUCAGCGCAGAAGUCAGCGACCAACAAACGCCUGCGCCCCACACCAAUCGGAUCGGUAUCGCUCGACUUUCUCAAUGGGGAAGAGGACGAGAUGAAUCUGGAUCAGCUAGAGUCGGCAGAGAGAUAUCAGCUGCCGGAACUCGGAAGCUUCCAGAGAAAAUUAGCCGAUGACGACUUUGAGAUUGAAAUGCCCGCGAGCGACCAGACCAAGGUCGCCGCAGUCGCCGGGAAAGCGAGCAAGAGCUGGAGGGCUCUGAGAAUAGCAGCGCGAUUGAGGCUGGCGGCAUUUGAUAAAAUCGAUGACCCGAAAAAAGUCAACGCCAUCUUCGAAGAGCCCGACGAGGAGGACCAGCAAGGCGAGGAAGCGGAGCAAGUCGCGCCAGAGGGCGACAUGCCCGAAGACCGAAGCGCCGUCGUCCUUUCCGGCCCCAGAGCGGCCGGCAAGUCGGCCCUCGUCAAGCAGUUACUCAAUCAGCACAAGGGCGUUUUUGCUCCGGUCGUGCGACACACCACUCGGAAACCGCUGGAUGGCGAAGUCAAGGGCAAGAGCUUCCACUUUGUCAGUGCGCAAGAGUUCAACCAGCUACGCGAUGGCGACCGCCUCAUUGAGCACGGGAUCCGCGACGACGGCACCGCGUACGGUACCAGCUGGAAAGCAGUCGACGCCGUCCUCGAUUCCGGCAGGGUGCCUAUCAUAGAGCUAGACAUGAAGGCGGCACGAUUUGCCAAGGACAUGGACUUCUCAGCGCGGUACAUCCUCGUCCAGCCACCCCCCUACGAAGCCCUUCAAGCCCGCCUCUCUGCUGCUGGUCUCGGUCGCGAAACCAUCCAGGGCCUCUUGGCCAUGUCCGUGGAAGAAACCGAGGAAAUCGACGACACGGGACUUUUCGACCACACCAUCGCCAACGACGAUGAUGAAGAAGCCGUCGCCCGGUCCUUAAGCGCGUACAUCUUCAGCAAAACACACGACACGACGUGA